AUGGGCCGUGAGCACCAGACGGGCCUAAGGACAGGCUCCACCCGCCCAGGCCCCCUGCCCUUCUCGCCAGAGCCUGGUCAAGCCGCGUGGACACGCGUGGGCACACGCGGCCAGCUGCUCGCCCAGGGUCACGCCAGCCCCACGCUGCUCCCGGCGCCCGGCCCUGCCCGCGGGGCCGAGCCCCGCCAGGUGUUCCAGGUGAUGGAGGAGCAGCCGCCGGGCACGCUGGUGGGGACCAUCCAGACGCGCCCCGGCUUCACCUACCGGCUCAGCGAGAGCCACGCCCUGUUCGCCAUCAACAGCAGCACCGGCGCCCUGUACACCACGGCCACCAUCGACCGGGAGAGCCUGCCCAGCGACGUGGUCAACCUGGUGGUGCUGUCCAGCGCGCCCACCUACCCCACCGAGGUGCGAGUGCUGGUGCAGGACGUCAACGACAACGCCCCGGUCUUCCCGGACCCCUCCAUCGUGGUCACCUUCAAGGAGGACAGUAGCAGCGGGCGCCAGGUCAUCCUGGACACGGCCACCGACGCGGACAUCGGCUCCAACGGCGUGGACCACCGUUCCUACCGCAUCGUGCGGGGCAACGAGGCGGGCCGCUUCCGCCUGGACGUCACCCUGAACCCCAGCGGCGAGGGCGCCUUCCUGCACCUCGUGUCCCAGGGCGGGCUGGACCGGGAGGCCACGCCGCACUACCAGCUGCUGGUGGAGGUGGAGGACAGGGGCGAGCCCCGGCGGCGGGGCCACCUGCGGGUCAACGUGACGGUGCUCCUCAACAUCAGCGCGCGGGACCAGGGCCCGCACCCCCGGGUGGCCUACGCCCAGCUGGAGGUCACCCUGCUGGACGUCAACGACGAGGCGCCCGAGUUCAGCCAGCCCGGGGGCUACCGGGUGUCCGUGGCGGAGGACGCCCCCCCGGGCACGGAGCUGCUGACGCUGCGGGCGUCCGACGGGGACCUGGGGGACAACGGCACCGUGCGCUUCGCCCUGCGGGAGGCCGGCGCCGACCAGCCGGCCUUCCGCCUGGACCCCGUGUCCGGCCAGCUGAGCACCGCCCGCCCCCUGGACAGGGAGACGCAGGCCUUCUACUCGCUCUGGGUGCUGGCCAGCGACCUGGGCACCCCGCCCCAGUCGUCCUCCGCCCUGGUCAAUGUCAGCCUGCUGGACGUCAACGACCACAGCCCCGUCUUCUACCCAGUCCAGUACUUCGCCCACGUCCGGGAGAACGAGCCCCAGGGCAGCUACGUGACCACGGUGUCGGCCUUGGACCCCGACCUGGGGGCCAACGGGACGGUGCGGUACCGCCUGGCGGCGGGGGACGGCGCCCGCUUCCAGGUGCACGCGCAGAGCGGGGUGGUGUCCACCCGGGCGGUCCUGGACAGGGAGGAGAGGACGGCCUACCAGCUGCAGGUGGUGGCCACGGACGGCGGCCGCCGGCAGUCUCCCACCCAGGCCGUGGUGACCAUCACGGUGCUGGACACGCAGGACAGCCCUCCCGUGUUCAGCCAGCCAGCCUACAGCUUCGUGGUCUUUGAGAACGUGGCCCUGGGCUACCCGGUGGGCAGCGUGUCCGCCAGCACCGUGGACCUCAACUCCAACAUCAGCUACCUCAUCGCGGGCGGGGACCCCGGGGGCGCGUUCGCCAUCCACCCGGGCACCGGGCAGCUCACAACGGCCAGUGCGGUCGACAGGGAAGCGCAGGCCUUCUACCAGCUGACGGUGGUGGCCCGCGCGGGGCCGGCGGCCGGGGAGCGGGUGACCCUGCGCGUGCUGGCCAAGAACCGCGGCCGCAUCCGCGGCGGCGACGUGGACGAGGCCACCGUGGACAUCACCGUGCUGGACGCCAACGACCCGCCCGCCUUCGGCCGCGGCGAGUACCGCGUGCAGGUCAGCGAGGGCGUGCCCCCGGGCACGCACGUGGCCUUCGUCAGCGCCUUCGACGCCGACUCCGUGCCCAGCUGGAGCCGCUUCUCCUACUCCCUGGGGGCCGGCAACGAGCGGGGCGCCUUCGCCGUCCACCCGCAGACCGGCCAGGUCACGGUGGCCGCCGAGCUGGACCGGGAGGCCCUGCCGGUGUACAACCUGACGGUGCAGGCCGUGGACGCGGGCACGCCGCCCGCCACGGGCCGCGCCAGCCUGCUGGUCAUGCUGGAGGACGUCAACGACAACGGGCCGGUGCUGGCCGUCACCGAGGCGACGGUCGCGGAGAACCAGCGCCCGGGCACCCCGGUGCUGACGCUGCAGUGCGCCGACCCCGACCUGCCGCCCAACCAGGGCCCCUUCGCCUACCAGCUGCUGAGCGCCGGCCCGGCCGGCGGCUACUUCAGCCUGAGCGCGGCCGGCGUGCUGACCACCGCCCGGGAGAUCGACAGGGAGCAGGUGGCCGACUUCUGGCUGACGGUGGUCACGCGGGACGCGGGCGUGCCCCAGAUGACCUCCACGGGCACCGUGCACGUGGCCGUGGGCGACCAGAACGACAACCCCUCGCGGCCGCGGGCCGUGGACAUCUUCGUCAACUACUACGGCCGCGCCUUCCCCGGGGGCGCGCUGGGCUCCCCCCAACUCGGGCCGCCGCCUCCUGGGGGCAGCUCUCUGCAGGAGCGUGCAGGGAGCUGGCCCGGCCCCUGCCGCUGGCUCCUCUGCCCUUCUGCCCCUGCGGGCCGGCAGCCCCUGGGGAAGACAUGUGAGUCUCCGGUGGACCACUGUGCGUGUGACCCCUGCUUCCACGGGGGCUCCUGCCGCAGCGGCGUGGACACCUACUACUGCCUCUGCCCCUUCGUGCCGCCUGCCCAGGCCCUGGAGGCCUCUCCUUGGGCAGCGCCCAGCGGCAGGCCCAGCUGGGUCCUGUCCCAGGAGCCGGAGGCCGCCUCGCUCACCGUGGACUCCUGCUCUGAGGCCCAGGAGCCCGGCUUCUGCACGGUCAGCAACGCGGCGCUCUCAGACGACUGGACGCUGGACGUGCAGCCCAACCCGGUGUCCGUGGGGGGCGUGCGGUCGCUGGAGCCCCUCCUGCAGCGGAGGGGGCAGGUGGAGAGCCACGACUUCGUGGGCUGCGUCAUGGAGCUGGCGGUCAACGGGCGGCCGCUGGAGCCCAGCCAGGCGCUGGCCUCACAGGGCGUCCUGGACCACCGCUGUGACAGCAGCCGCAUGCCGGCAGCACGGGGAGCCCACGCGGUGCGCUCUGGGCUGCCCGGCCACUUCCCGGGCGCUCGGAGCCGUCGUGAGUCGGGCGGAGUCCGGCGCUGCAGACCUCCAGCGGCCGAGCGGUUGUCUUGGUUCCUCGGGCUUCUUCUCAGCGACACCAGCGCGCGCCCCUUCUUCCUCAAGCAGGCGCUGGGGGCGGUGCGCCAGGCUGGCUCCCGCGAGGACCCGCCGCCCGGCCCAGCCGCGAAGCUCUGCAGUGAUCCGCAGGCGGGUUGGGGGUGUGAGUCCCCCGUGGGCCUCUCCUUGUCCCCUCGACUUUCCGCCGCGCGGGGCAGGGCCUCUCCUCCGCUGAGUGUCCUCGUGGUCCCUCAGCGCCCGCUCCUGCGGGAGGUGGCCCUGCCGGUCACCUGGAGGUGUGGGGUCCCCCUGAGCACCCGCCUCCGGCACCCCGUGAGCGCCCCGCGAGCCCUGAGUGCCUGUCGCCCUCCGCUCUCAGCCGUCAGCGCGGACACGGCCCUGAGCCUGGAGGGCGGGGGCCGCCUGGACUACCUCAUGAGUCAGCGCGAGAAGCGGGACUACCUGCUGUGGCAGAGCCUCCGCGAGGGCCCGCCGGAGCCCUUCGGCGUGGACAGCCUGGAGGUGACGUUCAGGACGAGGAGCGAGCACGGGGUCUUGCUGCACGUGCAGGAGACCAGCAACUACACCACGGUCAAGAUUAAGAGCGGCAAGGUGCACUUCGCGUCGGACGCCGGGGUGGCGGGGAAGGUGGAGAGGACCAUCCCGGAGGUGUUCGUGGCCGACGGCCACUGGCACACGUUCCUCGUCUCCAAGAACGGCUCGUCCACCGUGCUGUCCCUGGAUGGGGCGCACAGCAGAGCAGUCACCCGCCCCACGCAGGACUUCGGGGGGCUCAGCGUGCUCACCAUUUCCCUGGGGGGGAUCCCUCCCAGCCAGGCCCAUCGGGACAGUGAGGCAGGCUUCCAGGGCUGCGUGGCGUCCCUGCGCUACGGCGCGGAGAGCCUGCCCUUCGGCGGGAAGCACAGCUGGGCCUCCAUCUCCAGGAGCGACCCCUCGGUGCAGAUCGGCUGCCGCGGCCCCAACGUCUGCGCCAGCAACCCCUGCUGGGGCGAGCUGCUGUGCACCGACCAGUGGCACGCCUACCAGUGCGUGCCACCCGGGGACUGCCACUCGCAGCCCUGCCUCAACGGCGGCGUGUGCGAGCCCGGCGCGCUGGCCGGCUUCACCUGCACCUGCCCCGACUCGCACACCGGGCGCACCUGCGAGACGGCGGUGGCCUGCCUGGGGGUCCUCUGUCCCCAGGGGCGCGUGUGCCAGGCGGGCGGGCCCGGGGGGCACGUCUGCGUGCUCAGCCCGGGCCCCGAGGAGCUCUCACUGCCCCUGUGGGCCGUGCCCGCCAUCGUUGGCAGCUGCGCCACGCUGCUGGCCCUGCUGGUCCUCAGCCUGAUUCUGUGCCACCAGUGCCGCGGCCGGAAGGCCCGGGGGGCCUCGGAGCAGAAGCCCCCCAAGGAGAAGAAGAAGAAGAAGAAGGGCAGCGAGAACGUGGCCUUCGACGACCCGGACCACGCGCCCCCUUACGGGGACGACAUG
Molecule: messenger RNA, 4752 nt
Organism: Condylura cristata (star-nosed mole)
Lineage: Eukaryota; Metazoa; Chordata; Mammalia; Eulipotyphla; Talpidae
Gene: FAT4
Product: FAT atypical cadherin 4
Exons: 13
Biological process (GO): homophilic cell-cell adhesion
Cellular component (GO): plasma membrane; catenin complex
Molecular function (GO): cadherin binding; calcium ion binding
Source: RefSeq, a predicted model, not a curated record